AUGGCUCUACCUGCGCUGGGGCUCCGGGGUUAUGGGGAACCUCAGGUCCUCUGGACAAAUGGCUGGAGACUAGACUGUGACUCAAAAGGAACGCUGAUGUCACAUUCCAAUGAAACAUUCUGCGUAAAAGGUCUCAUUCGAGGGAAUUGCGAGCAUGUGUACUUCAGUAAAUUUAAGCUGGAAGCCCUGGGUGACGCAAAAGCUUCAUCUCCAAAUUACAGAAAAAUAUGUCGUAACUGCAAAUGCGGCCAAGAAGAACAUGAUGUUCUCUUAAGCAAUGAAGAGGAUCGAAAAGUGGGGAAACUUUUUGAAGACACCAAGUAUACUACCCUGAUUGCAAAGCUAAAGUCUGAUGGAAUUCCCAUGUAUAAGCGCAAUGUGAUGAUACUGACCAAUCCAGUUGCUGCCAAGAAGAAUGUCUGCAUCAACACAGUCACCUAUGAAUGGGCCCCUCCUGUCCAGAAUCAGGCACUGGCCAGACAGUAUAUGCAGAUGCUACCCAAGGAGAAACAGCCCGUGGCGGGUUCCGAAGGGGCUCAGUACCGAAAGAAACAGCUGGCAAAGCAGCUCCCUGCUCACGAUCAGGACCCUUCCAAGUGCCACGAGUUGACACCCAAAGAGGUGAAGGAGAUGGAGCAGUUCGUGAAGAAAUACAAGAACGAGGCUCUAGGAGUAGGAGAUGUCAAACUUCCUCAAGAGAUGGAGGCACAUGGCCCCAACAGAACAUACAUCCCAGGCGGGGAUAGAAGCACCGCAGCAGCUGUGGGGGCCAUGGAGGCCAAGUCGGCCGAGCACAAAAGGACACAGUAUGCCUGCUACCACUGCAAACUGAAUAUGAAGGAAGGCGACCCGGCUGUCUAUGCAGAGAGGGCUGGAUACGAUAAACUCUGGCACCCAGCUUGCUUUGUCUGCAGUGCCUGCAGUGAACUCCUGGUGGACAUGAUCUAUUUCUGGAAAAAUGAGAAUCUGUACUGUGGCAGGCAUUACUGUGACAGUGAGAAACCCCGCUGUGCUGGCUGCGAUGAGCUCAUAUUCAGCAAUGAAUAUACCCAGGCUGAAAACCAAAAUUGGCAUCUGAAACACUUCUGCUGCUUUGACUGUGACAACAUCCUAGCUGGGGAGAUCUACGUGAUGGUCCAUGACAAGCCUGUGUGCAAGCCAUGCUAUGUGAAGAAUCAUGCUGUGGUGUGCCAAGGAUGCCACAAUGCCAUUGAUCCCGAGGUGCAGCGGGUGACCUACAACAAUUUCAGCUGGCAUGCCUCAACAGAGUGCUUUCUGUGUUCCUGCUGCAGCAAGUGCCUCAUUGGGCAGAAGUUCAUGCCGGUCGAAGGGAUGGUUUUCUGUUCUGUGGAGUGUAAGAAGAGGAUGUCUUAGGAGAGUACCAAACAAUAUUGAUCCAUAGUUACCCCAAGUGGUCUACAUUUCUAUCUACUACAAAAUUCAAUUUGAAGAAAUAAAUGGAAAAAGAAAAGAAAC
Chrysochloris asiatica (Cape golden mole) is the source of this 1476-nucleotide messenger RNA. RefSeq names its product testis derived transcript (3 LIM domains) (gene TES). Gene Ontology annotation, molecular function: zinc ion binding. NCBI's taxonomy places the organism in Eukaryota, Metazoa, Chordata, Mammalia, Afrosoricida, Chrysochloridae. The transcript has 6 exons. The coding region runs from base 1 to 1374 and encodes 457 amino acids. The record is from RefSeq and is a predicted model, not a curated record.